Molecule: messenger RNA, 921 nt
Organism: Trypanosoma theileri
Lineage: Eukaryota; Euglenozoa; Kinetoplastea; Trypanosomatida; Trypanosomatidae
Exons: 1
Coding region: 1-921 (306 amino acids)
Cellular component (GO): nucleolus
Molecular function (GO): RNA binding
Source: RefSeq, a predicted model, not a curated record
AUGAACAGCGGUUCGUAUGCAGGUGAGAGCAGUGAUAAGAAAAAAAAAGAAAAAAAGGGAUUCAAAGUUGAUCGUUAUGAAAAUUAUCAGCGGAAGCAACUCAAGAAACUUACAGGUAGGGAUUCUAGCAAGAACAACAACGGCAACAAAAAUGGUAGACGAGUGAAGGCAAUUGUUUUUGAUGAUACCUCCCGACGCGAGUUCCUUCUAACGAUGCACAAGCGCAAGAACGAACGGCGUGUAAAGGCGUUCGUCGACGCAAAACAAAAAAUGAGGCGUGAAAAUGCAAAGACACGUCGUGCUCAACGCGAGGAGGCACGACAAGCCUAUAACCGCUUUGCCGCAGUUCCUAUUUUGCCUAAUUUCACGUACCAGUUGCCACGUGAAAAUGAAGAUGAUAUCAGUGAAGAAGGGGAGGAUGAGGAUGAGGAGCAGGGUGUAAUGCUGGAUAAUGAAACUUUAGAGGGAGACACUACCACUACUAUUGCCGCGAAAGGAAACAGCAAACGUCGCCGUAUUCUAGCAGCAGAAAAGACAGUACAUGUUAUGCCGAGCACCAUGCUAGGGGAAAACGAUGAAACAGAACCAUCAGCAUCAAUUUCUCACUGCAGCAAUCGCAUAGAUGAUGAUUACGUAACUGUGGAAGUGAAACCACUAUUUGGAAAGCCAACUGCAACUUACACAGAUGCUACUGGUACUAGUGUGAGAACCACUUCUGCGCUGCCGUCUAAUGACUUUUCCGAUCUUCCUGAGGUGGUAGAACAGGAACUACUACGGCUUAAGAAGGAAACUAAAGGAGCCGCUAAGACAAAGCCGCGCUCGCAAACGCUAAAGGUGCUAGAAAAAAUUCGAAAGAUCAAGAAACACUCACGGAAAGGACAUGGUAAAAAAACGGCAAAGGGAAAGAGACGUAAUCGUUGA